AUGAACGCGCACGCUGCAAACGAUUGCUCCCCAUUACCUCUUCCCGCCUCCCCGUUUCCCCUUCCCGCCUCCCCAAUUCCCCUUCCCGACACCCCAUUUCCUCUUCCCGCUCCCCAUUACCCCUUCGCGCCUCCUCGUUUCCCCUUCCCGCUCCCCAUUACCCCUUCCUGCCUCUGCAAUUCCCCUUCCCGCCACCCCAUUUCCUCUUCUCGCUCCCCAUUAUCCCUUCCCGCCUCCUCGUUUCCCCUUCCCGCUCCCCAUUACCCUUUCCCGCCUCCCCAAUUCCCCUUCCCGCUCCCCAUUACCCCUUCCCGCCUCCCCAAUUCCCCUUCCCGCUCCCCAUUACCCCUUCUCGCCUCCCCAAUUCCCCUUCCCGCUCCCCAUUACCCCUUCCCUCCUCCCCGUGACCCCUUCCCGCUUCCCCAUUACCCCUUCCCACUCCCCAUUUCCCCUUCCCGCCUCCCCAAUUCCCCUUCCCGCCUCCCCGCUUCCCCUUCCCACUCCCGAUUAUCCCUUCUCGCCUCCCUUCUCAAACUGCCGAACACACAUCACAGUCGCCGCCCGAUCGCACAGCCUCGCUACCACCCCCUCAUCCCCCCCUUUCUCCCUCUCAUCUCCCCCCCUGCUCCCUGUCAUGUCCCCACCUUCUCUCUCUCAUGUCACCCCCUUCUCCCGCUCAUUCCCCCCCAUUCUCCCUCUCAUUUCUUCCCCUUCCCCCUCUUAUAUCUCCCCCUACUCCCUCUCAUUCCCCCCAUGAAGCCCCUCAUUCCCCCCCUUUCUCCCUCUCAUCCUCCCCCCUGCUCACUGUUAUGUCCCCCCUUCUCUCGCUCAUUUAAAUGCCACAUAACCUCCCUCUCAUUUCCCCGCAUUCCCCCCCCCUUCCCCCUCUCGUUUCCCCCCAUCUCCCUCUCCUUUCCCCACGUGCUCCUUCUCAUUCCCCCCCCCUUCUCCAUCUCGUUUCCCCCCCGCUCAUUUCCCCCCAUCUCCUUUCAUUUUCCCCCCUUCUCCCUCUCAUAUGCUUCUAACCCCUACCCCAUACCCAUCCAUCCCCUGUCAUACCCUUCCAUUCCCUUCCAUACCCUUCCAUACCUUCCAUUCCCUUCCAUACCCUUCCAUUCCCUUCCAUACCCUUCCAUUCCCUUCCAUACCCUUCCAUUCCCUUCCAUACCCUUCCAUACCUACCAUUCCCUUCCAUACCCCAGCCAUACCCUUCCAUACCCUUCCAUUCCCUUCCAUAGACUUCCAUUCCCUUCCAUACACUUCCAUUCCCUGCCAUUCCCUUCCAUUCCCUGCAUUCGUGCACAGGCAUAUGACUAG
This is a messenger RNA of Closterium sp. Naga37s-1, 1317 nucleotides long. The record is from the annotation of a GenBank genome assembly. NCBI's taxonomy places the organism in Eukaryota, Viridiplantae, Streptophyta, Zygnematophyceae, Desmidiales, Closteriaceae.